CAACUCUUCACCACACAACCAUACCAAAUUGUAGUAAAUUCUCAAAACACUUUGGAUGAUACUUAGUGCAAAAAUGAACAAGGGGACUAAUCACCUCAGCGUAGUUCAUUUUGUUGCUUUGUUGAUCGUUAUUUUGUUGGCUUGUAGUAACGUUACAUUAAUGGUGGAGGCUCAAAAGUACAAGCCAAAUGGUGGCAUAAAGGCAAUGCUAACUAUCAACGACUUCGAAAAAGGCGGUUCAGGUGGCGGUCCAUCAGAAUGUAGUGGCAAAUAUUACGAUAACUCAAUUCCGGCGGUGGCUUUAUCCACUGGAUGGUACAGCAAAGGGAGACAUUGCCUUGAAAAUAUUAAUAUCUAUGCAAAUAAUGGGAUGAGUACACAAGCCAUGGUUGUUGAUGAAUGUGACACAAGUAGAGGGUGUAAGGCUAAUAUUGUUGAUGCUUCUGAAGCUGUGUGGAAAGCUUUGGGUGUUUCUGAAAAAGACCCAAAGUGGGGUUUGAUGGACAUAUUCUGGUCUGAUUGAUUAAUGAAGUUAAUGAUCUUAGUAUUGGUUUUCUUGGUACAUUGCACCAUUUCAAUAAGUACGUGAAAGAAAUUGAUAGCA
Lycium ferocissimum is the source of this 604-nucleotide messenger RNA. RefSeq names its product putative ripening-related protein 2. Bases 56 to 523 code for a protein of 155 amino acids. The transcript has a single exon. The record is from RefSeq and is a predicted model, not a curated record. Lineage: Eukaryota; Viridiplantae; Streptophyta; Magnoliopsida; Solanales; Solanaceae.